Messenger RNA from Epinephelus moara (kelp grouper), 10418 nucleotides. RefSeq names its product histone deacetylase 5 (gene hdac5). Gene Ontology annotation, biological process: chromatin organization; negative regulation of transcription by RNA polymerase II. Gene Ontology annotation, molecular function: histone deacetylase activity. The transcript has 27 exons. Gene Ontology annotation, cellular component: histone deacetylase complex. The coding region runs from base 1570 to 5079 and encodes 1169 amino acids. Lineage: Eukaryota; Metazoa; Chordata; Actinopteri; Perciformes; Serranidae. The record is from RefSeq and is a predicted model, not a curated record.
UCCUCUCCCCUGCCUCGUCUUUAAUCUUUAAACAACAGAAGCACGCAGCAGAAAGAGGAGUGAGUGAAGGUGGACGGAGGGAUGGACGGCGAAGGAGUGUUUCCUGUUUCCCUCCGUCUGCAAUGUGAAGAAGAAAAUAAGCUGUUGUUGACUUUCUCUUCAUCCGUUUAACUUCCUUUCCACCCAGUGAUCUACUUUCAGCCUCCCUCUCUGUCCUCACCCUCCUCCCUCUGCCUCAGCGUUCAUUCAGCAGCUCAAAGAGCGUCACACACACACACACACACACACACACACACACACACACACUCGGCAGUGACUCUCAGACAGUGAAUAUUAGCCGUCUGACCAGCAGCUGUUUCUGGUCGCUGUGCAGAGCUCCACUCUGCAGCAGCCUGCCGCUCUUUGCUAUGUGUUUUCAGGGAUCAGAGGACAGCGUGUGAUCUGUGGAUGUUCAUUUCUCUGGGAGGACUUUAACUCGCCACCGCUCGUCUUCCUCAUUUCCUCUUUUUUUUUUUUUUUUUUGUUCAUGAUUAUAGCGCUCUGUCCCUCUCCCUCUUUUCCUUCCAUUUCCCUCUCUCUGUCAUUCUCUCAGCGCUUCGUUCUAAUUUUGGAAGCAUGGAACCUCGGGGAGCACUCUCCCAAAGCUAUUUACGUCCUCGCCUCUCCUCCUCUUCCUCCUCCUCCUCCUCCUCCUCCUCCUCCUCUCCUCUCCCUCUCCAGGAGGAGAACAGCAUGAGGAUCCUUUGAUGCAAGCGAGCAGGGGAAUUCUGCUUCUCCUCUCUGUAUUUGUGUUGUGUUGUUAGCUGCGGGUGGUGGUGGUGGAGAGGUUGCAGCGAGCGAUCGCUCCUCAGCAUAUGGAAAUGCACAGGCUGAACACGGCGAUGUGAUUUCAUCAAUUACCUCCUGGUCUCCGUCUUCGCUCGUCCAGUUUGUUUGUGAAAGAGUCAGAGAGGUGUUCAGUGCACCAGAGGAAACUUUUUUCUUCCAUCUGCAGCAGAGCGCUCUGCGUGGAUCAGGACUCCAGGUGAUGGAGGCGACCGACCACAGAGUCACAUUUCAGGUCACUGCAAAGUCUGGAUUUCCUAAAUUUGACUCCUAAAGCUGUACGUCUUUUUUGAGUUUGAUUCCUGAAGCCGAGCAGAGGGGGAGAUUUGUGCAAGCUGCAUCUGAGCCAUCUGAACAUUAGAGGAGAAGAUUUUGUCCCAAGUGUCAGUGACUGGUCAUCGCAGCACAAACGGAGCAGCCAAACAGCGGACGCUCCGGGAAAAGGUAGAAGGUCCCUGCAAGAAUCUGCAGCUGAAACAGGAUAUCUCUGCUGGAUUACACAAUAAAAGCACAGAGGAGUUUUCUGCAUUUUCUCUUUGAUGGAAUUUAUGAUCAUUUUUUAAUCAGUUUAAAGAACAGAAGCACAGAAAAGCUUUUAAAGUUGAAGAGCAUCUUUCAGUGUCUGCCCCCCCCCACACCUGUCCUCGGCAACUUGAAUCCUAAACUGAGCCAUGCUGACAUCGGGGGAGAAGAACUGACUGGUGUCUGUUUGUGACAAAAGAGAGCGCUGCCUCUUGUCUUGGCAUGCUGUUGCAUCCCACAGUGUCAGGAUUGUGCGCCAUGUUGCAGACCAUCUAUGAGACUGAGUCCUGUUUCUCCUCCACCAGCACAGACAGCCACCACCAGCCUCUGGAGCUCCUGAGCGGCAACAGGGGCUCCAGCACCGCCAUGCCCACCGCCGUGGAGGUGAAGAGCAGCCUCCCGUCGGGGAUGCAGAGUCCCGUAGGAACAGCCAGCGAGCAGCGAGGAGGAGGCGGGGAAGGAGGUGGGGGUCCAGGUGAAGGCCCAGGAGGAGGAGGUGGAGGAGGAGGCCCAGUAGAUCUGCGGACUGAGCCCAGGGUGGGCUCUCUGUCUGCAGGGGUGGCAGCGGUGGACACAGCCAUGAGGGAGCAGCAGCUCCAGCAGGAGCUCGUUCUGCUCAAACAGCAGCAGGAGCUCCAGAAACAGCUGCUGUUCGCCGAGUUCCAGAAGAAGCACGAAGUGCUGACAAGACAGCACGAAGUCCAGCUGCAGGAGCACCUGAAGGUAGGCCGACAGGUGUCCGCUCACCGUACCUGGCUUCAGCUUCCUGCGCUGGUGGUCAGCUCGGUAACAUGUGUGUGUUUGAAGCAACAACAGGAGCUGCUGGCGGCGAAGAGGCAGCAGGAGCUGGAGCAGAAGAGGAAACUGGAGCAACAGAGACAUGAGGAGCAGGAGAAACAUCGACUGGAGCAACAGCUGCUGCUGCUGAGGAACAAGGAGAAAGGCAAAGAGAGUGCCAUCGCCAGUACAGAGGUGAAGCUGAAGCUGCAGGAGUUCCUCCUCAAUAAGAAAGAGCCCGGCAUCGGCGGACUGAACCAUUCCUUCUCCCCAAAGUGCUGGGGUGCCCAGCACACCUCCCUGGAGCAGGGCUCUCCUCCGCAGAGUAACACCCCAGGAACUCCUCCCUCCUACAAACUGCCCCCACUGCUGGGGAACUACGAGGGCAAAGACGACUUCCCGCUCCGCAAGACAGUCUCAGAGCCCAACCUGAAGGUGCGAUCACGGUUGAAGCAGAAGGUGGCGGAGAGGCGGAGCUCCCCACUCCUCCGCAGGAAGGACGGGACCGUCAUCAGCACCUUUAAGAAGAGAGCCAUAGAGAUAUCAGUCUCGUCUCUGUGUAACAGUGCUCCAGGUUCAGGUCCCAGCAGUCCCAACAGCUCCAACACGGCUAUUGCCAACGGCAACACGGGGUCGGUCCCCAACAUACAGACUGAGCUGAGGUCUCUGCACCAGACGCUGGGGGCUGAUGGGACAUUGAGUCCUCUGAAUCUCUACACCUCGCCCUCGCUGCCCAACAUCUCCCUGGGCCUCCCAGCCAACACACACAUCACGCCCCCUCAGAAGCUGUCCACCCAGCAGGAGGCCGAGCGUCAAGCUAUCCAAUCACUGCGAGGGGGCGGAGCUCUAACAGGGAAGUUCCUCUCCACGUCCUCCCUACCUGCAGGGGUGGGGCAUGAGGUGGAGACUCCGCCCCCCAGCUCUCACUCCGCCCAUUCCUCAUUAUUACAACAUGUUCUACUGCUGGAGCAGGCCCGACAGCAGACAGCCAUGCUCGCUGUCCCCAUGUACAGCCAGUCGCCGCUGGUUACGGCAGAGAGAGGCGUGUCCGGCGGCAUGCGGGCGGUCAACAAGUUACCUCGCCAUCGGCCGCUGGCUCGGACCCAGAGUGCACCUCUGCCGCAGUCGCCGCAGGCGCUGCAGCAGCUGGUGGUGCAGCAGCAGCACCAACACUUCCUGGAGAAACACUACAAGAUGCUGUCGAAGGGGACGGAGCUUCCCAGGCCGCCGCCCACCCACCCAGAGGAGACAGAGGAGGAGCUGACAGAGACCAAUGACAUGCAGGAGGACGAUGAGGGGGCGGGGCUCCACAGGCUCCAGAAGGAGGGAUCAGACGACAGCACGCCGUCCUCCGAGCAGCUCGCCGUGCACCUGAAGGGCGAGGAGGAGCACGGGAGCAUGCACGUGAAAGGGGAGAGCACGGAGAGCGAGCUGGACGAAGAGGAAGAGGAGGAUGACGUGGUCCAGCUGAGGGAGGGGGAUGAAGAGGAGAGGGGGAGCUACUCACAGGCCUUGCAGCAGCUGGGUGUGUUCCAGUCCUCGCUGCCCCACAGACCUCUGGGACGAGCGCAGUCCUCCCCCGCCACGGCUACCGUCAAUCCCAUCAAACACCUCUUCACCACCGGGCUCGUCUACGACAGUCUGAUGUUGAAGCAUCAGUGUGUUUGUGGCAACGCUCACAUCCACCCGGAGCAUGCUGGGAGAGUGCAGAGCAUCUGGUCCAGACUGCAGGAGACGGGCCUACUGGGCCGCUGCGAGAGGAUUCGGGGGCGUAAGGCGUCUCUGGAUGAGAUCCAGUCGGUCCAUUCAGAGUUCCACACUCUGCUGUACGGAACCAGUCCGCUCAACAGACACAAGCUGGACCACAAGAAGCUGCUGGGUCCAAUCAGCCAGAAGAUGUACGCUGUUCUUCCCUGUGGAGGAAUCGGGGUGGACAGUGACACCGUGUGGAAUGAGAUGCACUCGUCAGCGGCGGUCCGCAUGGCAGUCGGCUCUGUCAUCGAGCUGGCCUUCAGAGUGGCUGCAGGCGAGCUGAAGAACGGCUUCGCUGUGGUUCGUCCACCAGGUCACCACGCUGAGGAGUCCACCGCCAUGGGGUUCUGUUUCUUUAAUUCAGUCGCCAUCACUGCCAAACUGCUGCAACAGAAACUGGGAGUGGGCAAGAUCCUCAUCGUGGACUGGGACAUUCAUCAUGGCAACGGCACCCAGCAGGCCUUCUACAGCGACCCCAACGUCCUCUACAUCUCCCUCCAUCGCUAUGACGACGGGAACUUCUUCCCUGGCAGCGGAGCUCCUGAGGAGGUGGGCUCAGGUGCAGGUGUUGGUUUCAAUGUGAACAUCGCGUGGACUGGAGGAGUGGAGCCACCUAUGGGUGAUGUGGAGUACCUCACUGCCUUCAGGACCAUAGUGAUGCCUGUCGCCCAGCAGUUCAGUCCAGACGUGGUCCUGGUGUCUGCGGGCUUCGACGCCGUGGAGGGUCAUCAGUCUCCUCUGGGAGGAUACAACGUCUCCGCCAAGUGUUUCAGUCAGCUGACGCAGCUGCUGAUGGGUCUGGCGGGCGGGCGCGUUGUCAUGGCGCUGGAGGGAGGUCAUGACCUCACAGCCAUCUGUGACGCAUCAGAGGCCUGCGUCUCUGCGCUCCUGGGAGACCCGUGUGACGCUGUGUUUCAGUGGCCGCAGGAGAAGCCGUGUCCCAAAGCUCGGGCCUCGUUAGAGAGAGUCAUCGAGAUCCAGAGUAAACACUGGUCCUGUCUCCAGACUUUGUCCCAGACGAGCGGACAGUCACUGUUGGACGACCCCAUCAGCGCUCAGGGCCAAUCAGAGAAGGAGGAGGCGGAGACAGUCAGUGCCAUGGCGUCCCUCAGUGUUGAUGUCGAGCCGCCGGGCGCAGAUCCUGACGACACAGAAACCAGCAGGUCCACGGAGGAGCCGAUGGAGGAGGAGCCUGUGUUGUAGGAGGAGCUUUAACCAGAACCACACAAGAACUCCACAUUCACCUCCUGCUGGCACCUCCUCUUCCUCGUCCUUUUCCUCUUCCUCCGUGUGUUCACACACACACACACACACACACACACACACAAACGCAGAGUGGAGGUGUGCCGCUGUGGAGGACUCUGAUUGGCUGAGGAGGACAUUAUGGAGGCAGGAGGAGGCGGGGACUGUGACAAACACAGAGACGCAUCUCUUUUCUACUCGACCCGAGGAGGAGCGGACGACUUGUUGGCAUCUCCAUGGAAACCAGAGGAGGAAGGGUCAUACGUCAGCACCUGUACACAGCUUCAUCACACACCUGUCUGUCCCGACUCCUCUGUUUCCACAGCGGGACGAUGACCCAUCAAAAUACCAGACGCAAAGUGGACGACUUGUCCUCUUGUCUGUCUGUGCGUCCGUCUGUCAGAGACAGGCCGAGCGAGGAGUUUGACAAUGAACAGAGGAGGAGGAGGAGGAACUAGGUGCCUUUUUUUAACGAAAAACAAAACCGUCCGAUCCACAAAACGCCACCGCCGCAGCACCUCAGCAACCAACCAGCCAAUCAGGACUGAAGAAACACACUGAUGUGCACACACACACACACACACACACUGCUGUCGGUCAGUUCAUCUUUGAGUCUUUGUUUCUUCGUCUGGAUGCCUUAAUUUGUUCUCAUGUCACUCGUCAGCGCCCCGACAGAUACGGCGAGGGGAGAACCGCCAUGUAACCACACAUCCAUCAAAGCUCCUCCCAUCAGACUUUAAAGCCAUCAGAACACGCCGGGACGUCCCGCAAAGUCUCCGCUGAAUAUGAACGUCACUUUAAUAAUGAUAUUCAGCCAGACUCUGUGGGCGCUGGCGCGAGUGUCUCAGGAUCAGGCCCGUCUCAGCGUCUUCAUCACGUCAACCAACCCUCCGUCACUCCUCUCACUCACUCACUCAGUCAUGUGACCUGAGCCCCGCCCCUUCCUGUAAAGGGGAUUGUGGGAUUGUGGCACGUUUUUGAAACACCACAGCGACCACCACGUCCCUCCUUCCUUUCUUUCUUUGUUUUUUUAUUUGGUGUAAAUACUGUUUCCUGUCGUGUCCAUGGCGCCGUCACAGCAGACUCACUUUUCUAUCUCUGUACAUACGUCUAUGUAAAAAACACAAAAUCUCUUUUUGUAUAAAAAAGAAAAAAUCAUAUUCUAUAUAUAAAUAUAAAUAUAUAUAUAUGUAAACAUUGUUUUAUCCAAUCAGAUUGGAGUUCUGAACAUAUUCUAUUUGGAGAUUUGAUGUUUUAAAGGUUUGAGCUGUUUGACAGGAAGUAAGCACACGGUCUGAGGUCGUCGGACCGCCACCUGUUUGUUUGUUUGUUUGUUUGUUAACAGAUGUUGAGGGUGGCUGGAUGAUGUCAUCGUAGUGGUGGUUGUUGUUGUUGGAGGUGAGCGGCGAGCUCCAGUUCCUCUGGCAGGACCAGUGCUGCCCUCCGCAGGCAAACAGCAGCGACUACAGAAAGGCAGGUUAUCCAAGGUCAAAGGUCACGACUCGGUAAAUAGGCUGGUCCAGUGAUGAUGCGUUUUUGUAGUCCAACAGCCUCGACUGCUGAACUACACGAAGCUGUUACAGAGACGGAGUUAAAAAUACAAACCCACCAGAUGGACGUCUCUCGGUUCAGGAGAAACGGGGUGACUCAGAGGAAGUUUGCCUUCCAUCCUGUGAAUUCAUUUCUUCAUCGUUCUUGCUGAAACAAACUUUUGAUCCACUUGUCGUUCACGGUUCACUGUUUCUGGAUCAGAGCUAACGAACCGCUCUGCGUCAGGUCCGAGAACAUUUUGAUAGUUUGUUUUUUUCCAGGAUUUAGGUGCAAAUGACAAAAACUCAGAUAUUCUCUAUGAUUAGUAAAUCACAAAUUUUCAAUAGAAUCAGAAAUACUCUAAAAUUAACUUCCUUGAAAUUCCUUGAAAAUUAUCUAAGAUUAUUAGAUCACAAAUUUACAAAAUACGUCAGAAAUUCUCUCAGAUUAAAGUCGCAAAUUUAAAAAAUAACACAAAAGUCAGAAAUUUACAGAAAAAUCAGAAAUUCUCUAAAAUGAACGUCAAAUUUUUACGAUAAAAAAAUACUGAAUAUUUUCUAAGAUUAUUACGUUGCAAAUCUUAAAAAAAUAAAUAAAAAAAUAGAAUUUCUCAAAAAUGAAAGUCACUAAUUUACCAUAAAAAAACCUAGAGUGUGCUAAUAGUAAUGAAAUCACGUCUGACCUGAAUGUUAAAGUUUGUUCAAGCUUCUGACGAGUCGACCAAAACUCCAAACCAACGACUGUAUGUAAAGAUGGCCGACAUGUCUCCACUUCCUCCUACUGUGCAAACACUGAGGCCAAAGUAUCACAGAUACGGCCGCGGCCAUCUUGUAUCAAAUUCCCGCCCAUACAGCCGCACAAUCAACGGCUGUUUGUCCCCUUAAAGCACAGCUUUAGAGACGUGACGUGUUCUCCAGCGUCACUUUUCACAAAGAAUUCCCAGUCGAGGCCGUUAGCGACUGUUCUCUGUUGGAAGCCUCAGAGCUGGACCACUCUAUUGCUCACAUCUACAGAAACUUAGCAGAGCGACAUCAGUCAGCGAACUCUGCCGACACACUCUUCAAACCUCACAAACGUCCGUCUCCCAGGAGCCUGUAGCUGCCGCUGCUACCUCUGGGUCUCAUCUGUUCAAAGCAAUACAACACUGACAGGACAGCAGUGACUGGACCGACAGCGUCCAGCCUUCAGCAGGCAGCGUCACAGCACCACAUCAUCAUGGAGCUUUUAAAGGUGCGGGUGAGCGCUGUGUGUGUGUGUGUGUGUGUGUGGGUGUGUGUGUGUGUGUGUGUGUUACCUGUCAGGUGGAUGGACAGAGGAUUGAUUGAUUGAUUGAUUGAUUUAUUGAGCUCAGUGUCGUCUUUUUGUACUGAUGUAAACACUAAGGCCAUUUUGUCUGUGAUACCAGCAGUCAGUGGACGCAGCGCGCCAGGCUGGGGGGGGGGGCGGGGGGGGGGCGGGGUUACAGCGAUGACACAAAAAUUUACCAUCAAAUGUGGGAGGAACAAAACAAACAGCUGGAGUGGGACGAACAAGUAGCAACUACCAGGAUUUUAUCAGCUGCGUUUAACUGUAUGGAACACCAACUGAGUCAAUAUUAAAUAAAUAAAUACAUGAAUAAAUUAAUGUUUAUGACAAAUAAUAUAUAUAUAAUAUAUAUAAAUAAAUGUUAAUAUAAAAAUAUAAAUAAUGGGUCAAUAAAUAAAUCAAUAAAUUCUUUUUUUUUUAAUUUCCAGAAAUAAAUUAUGUUUUUCAAAAGAAACCUUUUUUAUUUAUUACGGAGGACUUUUACCUCCUAAUGUCACAUUUAUCUCUCAGCUCUUUUAAUAACAGGUUGUGAUUCAGUUCAGUUCUGGUGCUGUUGUUUUGGUUUGAUUCUGUUGUUCAGACCGAAGUAAAUAUUUAUUUAAAUAAAUCAGAUGGAAAUAAAUGUGGAAUUAGGAAAUAAAAGUCCCUUAAAAUAAGUAAUAGUCCUUUGGCAAAUGAUAUCCUAUGUAUGUAUUUAUUUAUUUAUUUAUUGAAUUACAUUGACUCAUUUAUAUAUUUUUUGCUUCAUUAUUUAUUUAUUUCACAGCCAUGUUCAUUUAUUUAAUAGGAAUAAUUGUGCAUUUAUUUAUUUAAUUUUUAUUUAAAUUGAAUUCCAUAUUAAACAAGCACCAACGAAUUCAAUUAAAAUGAAUUAAAAUUAAAUUGUCGGUUGAAUAAUUUGGUCUUUUUUCUCUCACUGCAGCAGCAUGUAGUGGCCAUUAGAGGAACUGCAGUGUAAAAUAUACAGCUGUUAUCAUAACUCUGGUUUAUCACAACUUGGGCCCUAUUUUUCCAAAAGUCAAAAUUAGUUUUUUUAAGACAGAUGGAAUCAUUUUCAAAAUUCACAAAAUGUUUUUAUCCAAUAAAAUAUUCUUCUUUCAUUCAUAUUUAUUGGCAUUCAGCAUUAAUAAUAAUAAUAAUAAUAAUAAUAAAAAAACAUUUUCCCUGCAGUCAGAAAACUGUUUGCUGCACACAAAGGAAGGAAGCUGUGGGUUCUCUUCAUGGUUAGACAGGAAGUGGUGAGCAGAAGGGUUUUCAGUUGGUUGCAAUCUUCAACUUCACCACUAGAUGCCACUCUUCAAAAAGUCAUUGUUGUUGCCAAGACAAUUAAUUUUAAAAAAUGAUUUAAUUGGUUAAAUCACUUUAUUUAAAUUGAGUAUUUUGUCUGAAUAUUUUUAUUUCUUUAUUUUUUUGGGGGGGUGAUGACGUCUCGAAAUACGACAGACGUUCAAAGCUUUCUUUGAAAACCUUUACAAAAGCUUGUGUCCGGCCGUAGUUGCUGCUUGUUCAGUUUGGUUGGGGUUUUUUUUCGGAGACAAACUGGAGUUCAGCACGUAGAGGAGCGUCUGCACCAGCACAGUGAAAACUCUGAAACAUGAACAGUGCUGACAGUCUGAUGAUGAUGAUGAUGAUGAUGAAUGUCCUCCUCAGUCCAGAGGCUGCGCAGCAUCACUGUUGCUUCCACCCACGCACACACUGAGGUGAAACGCACACUUUGACACACACACACACACACACAGACUAUUUUGCUACAUGAGUUAAUACUGUAUAUUUCUUGAUAUGUUUGAUACUGUGGUGUAAAUGUAGUGUCCUGCUAUGACGCGGUGUCGGGGGGGGGGGGUGGGGGGGUAUUUUUGGACUCUUGGUGCGACAGAGGAGGUUCACUGUCACCUUCUCUCUCCGUCUCUUUUACCUCCGUCUCUUUUCGAGGGGGGACCUUCCUUCUCUCUGUCACCUUUCUCUCGUCCAGCUCGUGACUGAAAACUCGGAAAACGCCGUUUUGGUUGGAACUGAUCACAAGCACAUUCCUGACUCUUCUCUGUCCGUGCUGUCGUUUUCUCCAGAUUCUUUCCUGUUGCGACGAAACAACAUGUGUCUAGAUCUUGCAGACUCACAUGUAUAUAAAGUGCAUAUAUGUGUACACAUGUGCAAUACACGCUAUUCGAGCAAUCUAUUACUGUGACUAUUAUUGAUGAUGAUACUUCAGCCUGUUUUUUCUUCUCGUCCUGAUUUCCUGUUGAUGAAUUGUGUUGCAGGAGCUUAAAAAGGGAAGAAGGUGACUCUUGUGAUUCUUCACACUCAAUUUAAUUUCAGGGGUUUGUGGACAUUUUAAUGAAGCCCUUUUUUUUUUUAUUACUCUCACUGUAAUGUUGUGACGUUGAUCCUGAUUAUCUGUUUCUUUGUUUUUUUUUUAAGUGGGCCUGUUGUUAAACUUGUCUGGAAACUCAAUAAAGCAAUUCACUGAC